Molecule: messenger RNA, 2528 nt
Organism: Lingula anatina
Lineage: Eukaryota; Metazoa; Brachiopoda; Lingulata; Lingulida; Lingulidae
Biological process (GO): positive regulation of DNA-templated transcription
Cellular component (GO): transcription elongation factor complex
Molecular function (GO): chromatin binding
Source: RefSeq, a predicted model, not a curated record
CAGUCGUAAAUGGGUUCUUAAGCAGAUGGCUUUCCGCGACUUACCAUUGAUAAAGAUGAAACUGACGUCCUAGUAAAAUACAAGGAAUGACCACUCAGUGUGUUCAGGUCCGCCUUGAAUUAGGCCACAGGGCAGCUAUUCGCAAGCAGCCAACACCAGAGGGCUUUACACAUGACUGGGAGGUUUUUGUCCGAGGUCCACAAGGAAACAACAUCCAGCAUUUUAUUGAGAAAGUUGUGUUCCAUCUGCACGACAGUUUUCCCAAGCCAAAAAGAGUCUCAAAAGAACCACCUUAUCAGGUUGGGGAGAGUGGAUAUGCUGGUUUUGAAAUGCCAAUAGAGAUUUAUUUCAAGAACAAGGAAGAGCCAAAGAAAAUUCGCUUUAUGUAUGAUUUAUUCCUGCACUUGGACGGUUGUCCACCUGUCAAUCAUGUACGCUGUGAAAAACUCACCUUCAAGAAUCCAACGGAGGAGUUUAGACGCAAGCUGAUAAAAGGGGGUGGAGUUGGUAUACCUAGUACAGAUGAUGACCAGCACUACCAUGUUCCUAGUCCUGUCCCUAGUCCUGUAUCCCCUCCUGCACCACAAGUACAGCCAGCUGCUAUGAAGGUGUCCUCCCACAGAGGAUCUACUGACAGCAUGAGGAGUAAGGCAGAGAAGAAGAAAAAAGAAAGAGAUAAAGACAAAGCAAAAGAAAAGGAGUCUAAAGAGAAAUCCCCAAAUGAUUUGAACAAGCAAGCAGAUCCUAUGCCAAAGUCUCAACCAACACACUCAGAUUCAUUUGCUGCCCUGUUUGGUACACCAAUCACCACAGACUCUAUCAGUGCCAAGAAAAAGUCAGAUAGUAAAGACAGAUCAACCACUCCUUCUAAAAACCAAACUACCAACAACAGAGAACCAGACCCUUCCAAAGAUAAAAGGAAGAGUAACUCAGAAGUUAAAGAAGAGAAAACUGCAGUGAAACGUCCUGUCAGCUCUACUCCUGAAGAUCAAAAUGAUCCAAAAAAGAAAAAGAAAGAAGAGAAAGGAAAGGAAAAAAGUAGAGAGAAAAGCAAACCAAAGUUUGACAAGAAAAAGGGAGAAGAGAAGAUUAAAGAAAAAAAGAAAAAAGAAAAGACAAAAGACAAAAAAGAAAAGGAUAAACAUGCAGAAAAACAAAACACAAAACACGAUGGUGCUAAGCAUUCUAGCAGAGAGAGGCCUGAACAUUCCACUCCUAAGAAACAAGAGGACUCUCCUUCAGUAAAGUCUACUCUGAGCAGGAGUUCCAGCUCCAGCUCUCUCUCCCUGAGCUCCACUGUGAACAGUUUAAGCAGUGGUAGUAAUGUUAUCUCAGCAGUAACAAGACUAACAGCUGAACAAAUAGAAAAGGAGGAGGAGGAAGAAGAAAGAGCUGUAAAUGACCUCCUAUCAGACUCAGCUUCUUCCCUUUCAUCUUCAGAAUUAUUUGAUAGUCAGAAAAAGUUUUCAAGUCCUUCACCAAGUAUUGAACAAAAAAGUAGCAAAGAAGAAUCAAAGGAGCAGAAAGGAAAAGAUAAGGAAAAGGUUGAUAAAAAGGAAAAGAAAAAGAAGAAAGAAAAAGAUAAGAGGAAAGACAAAGAGAAGAAAAAAGACAAAGAAAAACAGAAAGAAGGAAGAAAAGAGAAAAAGAAGAGUAAAAAGGACAAGAAGCAGAUGGUGCAGGAACUUGAAAGUUUAAAGCAUGAAAAGGUACCAACACAUGAAAGAGAAAAAUGUAUGAAAAGUGAAUCGGAUAUGGAAAACCACGAAGACACCAAAGUAUGUGAUCCCUCAAACACUGUGUGUGAAAAUGGGAAGUCACCUGCCAAUGGAGAGAACCUGGCAAGUUUGUUGGAAUUAAGAACAAAACUUGAGAACAUGGAUAAUCUUGAAGUAUUUGAAAAGGUGGUGAAUCUCAUAGAAGAAACUCAUCAGUAUGAAAUAACCAAUAAUUUUAUGGAUUUUGACUUGUGUGCCAUGGACAAAGUGACUGUUGACAAACUAAGACAGUAUGUGGCAGAAUUGCAAUAAUUUCUUUUUCAGUUUUUAAAUCAGGGAAAUAAUCUAUUCAGAGCUUUUUUACACAACUUCUAUACUUACUUAUUAAUGUGGUGCUAGUCAGUUAUAUAUAAAAGCCAUAUAUAACAGAGGCAUUGUUAUUUAUAUUAUGGAUAAUUUUACUGAUAAGUAGAAUUUUUUUCUGGUCUAAAAUCCAUAUACCAGCUGGAUAAAAAACAUCUUCAAAUUUUAAUUUCUCUUAACCAUAAUCAAAAUUUACUACUUCAUGGCAUUGUUUAUUGCUUGUCAAAGUUAAAUGCAGAUCUUUUUUUUAUGUCUGUUUGGCAUUAAAAAGGUGAAAUUCAAAAACAUGAUGGUGUAAUUUAAUGUUUUGCAGUUUCUAUGCCUUCACAUAUAAACCAAGAGAUAGAUUAGGGAGUAUGUUUUUGUCAGGCCAGGGCAACCUCUCAUACCCUUAGGCCACAUAGGGACAUUUUGAAUUAUUAUUGUUAUAUUUUUAUUUUUAAUUAA